Dioscorea cayenensis subsp. rotundata (Guinea yam) is the source of this 1515-nucleotide messenger RNA. RefSeq lists its product as uncharacterized. The record is from RefSeq and is a predicted model, not a curated record. The coding region runs from base 1 to 1515 and encodes 504 amino acids. The transcript has 2 exons. Lineage: Eukaryota; Viridiplantae; Streptophyta; Magnoliopsida; Dioscoreales; Dioscoreaceae.
AUGGCGAGUGGGGGACAAACUCCCCUCCCCCCUUCCACUCACCCUCCACCUUCAUCCUGGGCUCAAGUUGCUUCCUCUGGGAACAGAUCCUAUGAGUCUUCACCUCUUCAUAAUCCUCAGUUGCUUGAUAAGCUUAAGAACUCUUCUACUUCCUUUGUUAAGCUUGAUGCCGACUCUCUUUCUCGAGCUCAUCAAAAGUUUCAGCAUGCUCUUUAUGGGAAGUUCUUUGGGAAACCAUCCCCAUUUGACCAAGUGAGGAAAUAUCUUAUGGCCAAAUGGGCGAUGGUUCGUGAUCUCCAAAUAUCUGACCUGCCAAAUGGGUUUUUGCUUAUCCGUUGUGCUGUUUUUGAAGACAUGCAAAAACUUCUCACUGAAGGACCAUGGACUCUCAAUGGAUUAACAUUACAGCUUGCUCCCUGGAGACCUUUCUUUGAGCUGACUUUCGUGAAACUUUCCACCGCUGCGGUCUGGGUUCAGCUGCAUAACCUCCCUGUUGAGCUGUGGGAUGGCGAAUCUCUCGACAACAUUACUUCUCAUUUGGGUAAUCUGUUGAAAGUUGAUGAAUUUACUCUGAAACUAACUAGAUCCAAAUUUGCCAGGGUUUGCAUCGAAAUUGACCUGUCAAAACCCAUUUGCCGUGGUUUUUGGGUUGGCGACGAUACUCAUCGGGUAUUCGUUGUGGUUCUCUAUGAAAGGCUGCCUACGUUCUGUUAUUCUUGUGGGAUCAUUGGUCAUGGAACCAACUCUUGCUCUCAUUCAACAACAACCGGGGAGAAUCGGACUUCUCCACCUCCCCGUUUUCCACGGGGAUCGGCGGUAAGUUCGGUUCGGACUGAGGAUGUUGUUGAGGGAAUGGAGAUGGACUCUAUUGCCAAUAAUCUACAAGGCGCUGUUAACCCUGUUGAUUCCACACCGGAUUCUGAAUUUGGUUCUUGGAUGUUAGUCUCCCGCCGGCGUGGUCGUGCCCGGGGCCGAGGAGCUAGCCAUCGCUCCGAUUCGGUGUCUGUUGGCACAGCAGCCGAGGAGAAUAGUGCUCAUUCUCUUCCCCGAGGUGUUCCAUCCCAAGAGGCCUCUCUCCUGAUGCAAACCCUAGCACCAUGUGAAUCGAGACAGCCAGGCAUAGCUUCUCUCCCUGACACAUCUUCGGUUCCCAAUGUUGCUUUAAUUAAUUCAUCUUUGACCCGUUCUGGGUCUCCUCCUCCUAUCAUUCACUCUUCGAUCUUGAAUACAACUAAGUUAGUUGGUUCCCCUUCGGAGAACCUCCACGCCAUGGCUGUUGAUCGUGUCAUCACGGCUCUUGACGAUGGGAACCUGGAUGAUAGUGAUCAAGAGGAUGAGGACUCGGAUGACUCGGAAGAUGCCAUGUCUGAUGAAGAUGAUGGUCCCGACGACUCUAUGACACUUGUUCAGUACCAGGAAGAAGUCCGUAAAGAAACCUUGGCUCGUAAAAGCUCUCAUGUGAUGGGUUCCUCCUUGAAAAAAGGAAGAACGGACAAUGGGAAUUCUAGUUCUUGA